Linum tenue is the source of this 752-nucleotide messenger RNA. Lineage: Eukaryota; Viridiplantae; Streptophyta; Magnoliopsida; Malpighiales; Linaceae. The record is from the annotation of a GenBank genome assembly.
UCUCGACCAUACCUAUAAUUUCACUGGCUACAUGGUAUAUAAACCCCCACCUCUGAAACCUUUUCCUCCAUCGCUUACACCAACAAAACCCAAACAAAAUAACCCUUCCAAACCUCCUCCAUACACAUGGCUUCUUCUUCUUCCAACUUCUUCCUCGUUGCUCUCAUCCUGGCCGUCUUAUUCUGCAACAUGGAAAAUGGAAUGGCGGCUCGGCAGCUCCUCCAACUGCCAAAACCCACAGCACUGCCUCCUAUGCCCACCAUACCAUCUCUGCCGCUACCAACUCUCCCAACCGGAGGAUUGCCGCCGCUCCCUAGCGCCGGCGCCAUGCCCACCCUGCCGUCCGGAGGAGGAUUGCCGCCACUCCCCAGCGCCGGCGCCAUUCCCACCAUGCCCACAAUUCCUUCCAUGCCAAAGGUUUCUCUGCCGCCACUGCCCAGCGGUUUUCCAACCAUGCCUUCCAUCCCCGGCCUUACCCCGUCGGGUCCCGGAAACUAAUCAGUGAAGUAGCACGCGAAGUCGGUGGAUAAUAUGUCAUUGUGUUUUGGUGUUUGAAGAUAUAUGUUGUUUUUGUCUAGAGGGCUCAUUGUUUGUUUUUGUUCUGAUUGUUGUUUGAGGUUCUUGGCUUGUAUACUUAUUCCUACUAUUGUAUUUGUAUGCAUCACUCCGUUUUUCAGGUACUUUUUGAGUUUAUAUUACUUCCUUUAUGUUUCGUGUACAUGUGAUUUCAAUUGGAUUUUUCUCAUUUUUUG